CCCAGACGUGGCACGCGGGCCCCGUCCCAGCACCCGACUCUGGAGCCGGCACUGGAAACGUCGGCAAUGCCGCGCAGGCUGGCCUCCGGUAUGUCGGCCGACGCCCGCCGGGCCAGCCGGCCCUGUGGCCAGACGGCCCGGCCUGAGACCGUCACAGAGAAGUCCUUCAUGGAGUCUGUCACCGGCAUCAUCAACGAGGUUGUGCCCACCAGCUACGCCCACCAGCAGCCGGGCGCUGACCACCGUGAGACGGUGCAGUGGGCCCGCUUCGAGCAGUGCGACAUCAACGACAUCUGCAACUACAGCGAGGCCAUGGAGGCGAACGGCAACGUGGCGCCGCUGGUGCUGGUGAUCGGCUACAGCACGGGUGUACAGGUGUGGCUGCUGCUGGGCAGCGGCGAGGCGCAGGAGGUGCUCUCGUGGCGUCAGGGCGUGGUGCGUGACGCCCGGCUGCUGCCAUCGCCCGAGGCCGCCAUGGAGGACGUCUACCGCCAGAAGCGGCCAUUGAUGGCCGUUUGUGACGCGGCCGGCACCGACACCCAGUUCUGCUCGGUCGGCCUCAUCAGCCUGCGGACCGGCGAACAGGUGAAGAGCGUCAAGUUCAAGUCGGCCAUCAGCGCCGUGUUGGCCAGCCGGCGCGUCAUGGUGGUCACGUUCCCCGGCAAGCUGGCUGUCUUCGACGCCGGCACGUUCGAAGAUCGGUUCUCAGUCACCACCUGCUACCCAGCACCCGGCGUGCUCGACAACCCGGUGGCUCUCGGACACAG
Messenger RNA from Pollicipes pollicipes, 767 nucleotides. RefSeq names its product breast carcinoma-amplified sequence 3 protein rudhira (gene rudhira). Gene Ontology annotation, cellular component: cytoplasm. The record is from RefSeq and is a predicted model, not a curated record. Gene Ontology annotation, biological process: response to starvation; autophagy. Lineage: Eukaryota; Metazoa; Arthropoda; Thecostraca; Pollicipedomorpha; Pollicipedidae.